Messenger RNA from Lates calcarifer (barramundi perch), 533 nucleotides. RefSeq names its product C-type lectin lectoxin-Phi1-like. The transcript is spliced from 3 exons. The record is from RefSeq and is a predicted model, not a curated record. Bases 27 to 533 code for a protein of 168 amino acids. NCBI's taxonomy places the organism in Eukaryota, Metazoa, Chordata, Actinopteri, Centropomidae.
UCACAUUUGUCUUCAUCAGCAAAACAAUGACAUGGACUGAAGCUCAGAGCUACUGCAGAGCAAACCACACAGACCUGGCCAGUGUGAGAAACAUGGAGGAAAACCAGAAGAUAAUGGAGCUGCUACCUUCAAGACAAGAUGUCUGGAUCGGCCUUUUCAGAGACUCCUGGAAGUGGUCGGAUGGAAGUAACUCCUCAUUUAGGUACUGGAUCACAGGUGAACCUAAUGGGCCCAAGGAGAACUGUGCGGUAGCAGACUUCAGCAGCUCUGGAAAAUGGGUGGAUGUGAUCUGUGAUCACAGGACAGCAUUUAUCUGCUACAGUGCACCUGUCUCAAAGAAAGUGGUGAGAGUGAGGCUCAUGAAGAAAAGCUCCUCUCUGGAUCUGAAUGACCCUGCUGUGAUGGAAGACAUCUUGAGGCAGCUCAAACAGAAGCUGAAGGACAAAGGAGCAAAUGAAGACAUCAAACUGAGCUGGAGGAAGCAGUUUGAUGGAAACGUCUUCCACAAAGAGACAAAGAAGAACAUCACUUAA